AUGUAUGAUUGUUUGAAGCUCAUUGGUUUACACCGGCAGUUAUUAUUGUUGUUAUAUCUAAAAAUGAGAGUUCGACCAGAACAUUGGGCUCUCUUACUACAGAUGUGCGAAAAGAACCCUGAAAUAAUAACAGACAAAUUCAAAGGCCCUGGGAAAGCAAAAGUUCAUGCUGUAUGGGAACAAGUGACACAGGAAUUGAAUGGUUUAGGAUUCGGGAAGAAAUCGGCAUACCAUUGGAGAAAGACAUUAAUAGAUUGGAAAUGUAAAACAAAAAAUAAGGCUGGAGGAAUAAAUAGAAAACGAAAAGUAAAUGAUGAUAAAACAGUCCAUUAUGUGUCUGUGCCUCUUUCUGAAUAUGAAAAGAAACUUCUUAGUCUUAUGGGAACAACCUCCAAUGGAAAUGAUGUACAAAAAAUGGGAUUUAAAAAAAUUAACCAGUCCUGGGAAGAGGAAGAAGAGCACCUUACACUGAUUGUACAUAGUGACGACUCUUCUGAGCUUCCACCUAGUAUUGAAGAAUCCUUUGAUGUACGAGAUCGAAAACCUAAUGAACAUGACUAUAAUGCACUCACAUACCCAACUAGUGCAGAAGAUGACUACUGCAAAGUCAAAAUAUCUUCUGAUGUCAUAAAACCAUCAACUGAUGACCAUAACUAUAACAGGCCCACCUGCUCAACUGGUAUAAAAAGACCACCAAAACGCCAAAAAGUUAGACCGCGCCAAGGAGUUAAGGUUUCAAAUAGGCUCACUGUCCUUUCUCAGAAGACACUGCAAACAUUGAAAAAUAUAGACAAAAAUACUCAGUCUAUUGCAGAAAGCCUUAAAGUCAUAGCUGAUGCUAUUAAGGCACCUGUACAAUAA
Ceutorhynchus assimilis (cabbage seed weevil) is the source of this 861-nucleotide messenger RNA. NCBI's taxonomy places the organism in Eukaryota, Metazoa, Arthropoda, Insecta, Coleoptera, Curculionidae. The record is from the annotation of a GenBank genome assembly.